Molecule: messenger RNA, 2618 nt
Organism: Sardina pilchardus (European sardine)
Lineage: Eukaryota; Metazoa; Chordata; Actinopteri; Clupeiformes; Clupeidae
Gene: cnstb
Product: consortin, connexin sorting protein b
Exons: 10
Coding region: 185-1510 (441 amino acids)
Biological process (GO): positive regulation of Golgi to plasma membrane protein transport
Cellular component (GO): trans-Golgi network; transport vesicle; plasma membrane
Molecular function (GO): connexin binding
Source: RefSeq, a predicted model, not a curated record
GCAGUAUAGGCUACUCCGCUUCUCAGUUCAGUACACAGACCAAAGAGAAUUCUCUUCAACCUGUGAAUCAUCACUCGCUCCUGAACGACAAGAACGAGCGCCGGUAGCCUAUCUGCGCUGGGUGUGUGUCCAUCUCUGAGCAGGCGGGUGUGUGUGGCCUCAUCUCAAUGCUGACUACUCCCUCAUGAGUGACCCCAGUGAUGAUGUCAUGAGGCCUCGGGAUGGGGACGAGACGCGUGCACCCAAAUCCGUGGACGCUAUGGCAACUCCAGCCUUGUCAGGUUCCGAUGAGAACCAGAAUCAUGUGACCGAGCAACAGAAGCAACACUGGGAGUCAACCUGCAGAGACCAUCAGUCAACCACAAGCAACUACAGCCAGAGCAGAGGCUCUCCGCAGUCUGCAAAUAUAAUGGCCGACGCUACAGGAGUCUCACCUCACCGUGAUACUUAUGGUCCUGGCCCCUCCUCCUCCUCCUCCUCCUCCUCCUCCACCUGUAGACCCCCAGGGCCAAGCCCUGCUCUGCUCGCUUCCCUGAGGUCUCUGGGGGAACACAGGGAUCACACACUGCUGCCCCAGUCUCUUCACCAGAUAGCAGAGGCGUAUUUCCUGGACGAAGACUAUCGCUGGGCUGUCCACUUCCUACAGCUUGAGCAGCUGUACCACCAGAGGCUGCUGUCCAACCUGGCUGCCCUGCAGGAACAAUGGGAGUCCCGGUGGAAGGCGGGAGGGAGCGCGGACGGGACGCCGCCUCGGGCCGACGCCUCACCGCUGGCUGACUGCCCCCGCGAAGAGUCGGAGCGGAUGGACUCGAUCAGGCACAUCUGCAGGACCCACAAGCGACCUACUCUCUGCAUGGAAAAGCGCAUGGUUGACCAAUCCCAGACAGACAGCCUGGGGCCCUGUGAGAGGUAUGGAGGCGUGGAGGAGACUGUUUCCUGUUUGGAGAGCCAACACAAGAGAGCGGCACCAGACGAGUUCCCCCAUCCAACGAGGGAGCAGCAGGAGGAAGGAGAAGAGGAGCAGGUGGAGGACGAAGACGAGGACCUCUGGGAGGAGCAGGAGGACGACGAAGAGGAGGGAGUGGAGGAGCUUCAGAUGGGAGCUGGGGAGGCAAGGGGCAGAGGACUGAGACCUAUGGAAGACUUGGCCAAAUGCAUUCAGGUGGAGGAGAUGUCUCCAACCAAUGGGCUAGUGUCCAUUCUAAAGAGGAGAGUUUCAGAGGAGGGAGAGGCAGCACCCCCCGAGAGCUCCCCCAGACGCACAGCCCGGCGUAAAGUCCGCUUCAGUGAGCCCAGUGAGGAUGAUUCCAGCGCGGAUUCCUGCCUGAUCCUUGUGCUCCUGUGCCUGGUCACCGUGGUGAUAAGCAUCGGUGGGACAGCGCUCUACUGUCUCCUUGGCAACGCCAGCACAGCUGUGUGCACCGACUUCUCCGAGAACAUGGAUGUGUACUGGGGUCCCGUGCGGAGCGGCGUUGGGUGGCUGACCCACUGGCUGUUCCCCGUCUCCUAGCCCCCCCGUGGCCCUCCAGACAGGACUGUGGACUCUGUAAAUAACAAACACUUCUUGCACUGUUGUCCAACAGUCGGAGUGGAGCGUGCUUUCCACAAACGUCUUAUUCAGUCUUAACAGUCGUGGCGUGCUUUCAACACAACGUCUUAUUUAUAAGACAAAUCCCUGUGCACUGGUUGUGCUGCUAAUACACAGGAAUAUCAGACUUCAAAAGUAUAGAUCACCGCACACUGGUAUAAUUUUGCAGACUGCUUAUUUAGAGUGAACAACGCGUCUUCUGUCAGCUUCUUCAGCGUUGUUCACUAUAAUUAAACAAUCCGUAAUAUUACACCAGUGUGCGGUGAUGAUAUUUGCUUUUGAUGUCUUAUUCAACUAUUUUACAGAUGGACCAAUAGGCUUUUAGGCCCCCGACCUGGAUUUACUGCAGUAGGAAGAGUUUCUAACCAGGAUUCGUUUCCCCUCCUCAGGACAUUAAACCAUGAUAUCUACAGCUCAGCAGCUCUUCAGUUGCACAGCUAAAAAGCUGCGGUCAGUGCCUGUGGACAGCUCUAGUGCUCCUUGGCUCGUGGCUGUUUGGAGUGUGGUUCAUUACACUGUGCUGCUGUGACUGCCUUGUCUGUGCUAGAUAACGUUAGAUUUCACAGUGACAGACCUUCCCAAGACAAACGCUGACUCCUGAAUGGACUCAGUUCUGGCUUCAGAAUCAGCUGUUCUUUGUGGCGAUGCAUUAAGUUCAGUAUGUGAAUGGUGUUAAUUGUUGUGUGAACAGAAAAGACCCACUCAAGGAAACUAUCGGAUCUCCAUAAACUAAAGACUGAGAGCUUGUCUAUUGGUGAUGAUGAGAUUUUGGUCGGGUGUUCAUAACCUAUGCAAAAACAGAUAGACUUUGGGGCAAUAUUUCUCACAAUAUUAAAGCAAGACUCCACCUUGAGACUGCACUUAACAACUGUGCUGUUUUGUUUGUGGUCAAGAUGAUGACAUGAUAUUUUGGAUUGAUAUGGCCUGAAAUGACUUUAACAGGAAAACAAAUUCUUCAACAAUGUUACACAUAAACAUUAUGAUUUAUUGUAUGAUUUGGGGGGUUUUACCCACAAAAUAAACAAGUAAU